AUGCUGCCCUCUCGUACUCUGAGGCCAAUACAGCUUCAUUCGAGGCUUGCGGCACGGCCAAUUGCCUUGUGUAGGCGAUGUAUCUGGUCAACAGCAUCAGUGGGUUCAAGGAACCAUCCGCUGAAAAGAGACAUCUCGCCUGUACCGUACAAUUCUCGCAUUGUCAAGCGACUCCGCCACCAAGCAAGUAGCAACACAGAUAAAGAGGUAGCAGAGAAACCGAAAUCCGCUCCGUCUAUCCACGAGGACAUAUACACAAUACCGAAUUUCCUUACUGUGACACGAAUAGCUGCAAGCCCAGUCAUAGGAUACCUCAUAUUACAAGAUGCGAAUACCUGGGCUGUAGGCUUGCUGGCAUACGCUGGCCUUUCAGAUUUGGUUGACGGAUGGAUAGCGAGGAGAUGGAACCGCAGAACAGUUGUAGGGACGAUUAUUGAUCCAAUGGCGGAUAAAAUUCUCAUGACCAUAUUGACGGUUUGCCUGGCCGUCAAGGGAGCAUUGCCAGUGUGGGUUGCUAGCAUUAUCCUCGGCAGGGAUGUUGGGUUAGCUAUUUCAGCCAUUUACUUUCGCUGGAUUUCAUUGCCGCCGCCUAAAACGUUUUCACGAUACUGGGACUUUUCACUGCCAUCAGCCGAAGUUCGACCUACCACAAUCAGCAAAUACAACACCUUUCUUCAGUUGGCCUUGGUCGGUCUGACAACCGCAGCGCCGAUUUUGAGCGUUGAUUUAGCACCGACACUCACCAUUAUGCAGUACAUCGUGGCUACUACUACCAUUUGGAGCGGAGCGAGCUAUAUCUUCUCAAAGGAUGCAAUCAAGAUCCUAAAUAAGCCUUGA
Trichoderma asperellum CBS 433.97 is the source of this 837-nucleotide messenger RNA. RefSeq lists its product as uncharacterized. Gene Ontology annotation, biological process: cardiolipin biosynthetic process. Gene Ontology annotation, cellular component: membrane; mitochondrion. Lineage: Eukaryota; Fungi; Ascomycota; Sordariomycetes; Hypocreales; Hypocreaceae. Gene Ontology annotation, molecular function: cardiolipin synthase (CMP-forming) activity. The record is from RefSeq and is a predicted model, not a curated record.